Cylicostephanus goldi is the source of this 555-nucleotide messenger RNA. The record is from the annotation of a GenBank genome assembly. Lineage: Eukaryota; Metazoa; Nematoda; Chromadorea; Rhabditida; Strongylidae.
CUCUACAUUCCAACCAAUCGGAAGAAACGCGAACUUGCACAAAUUUAUCUUCUCAGCAAUGGUAAUGUCGCACCAAGCGGUGUUGCAAGAGUUGUGAGAUUCGAUGGAAGCUCUAGUGGUUAUGCUCUACCGCCCUGUUCAGCCGCCGUGGGAGGAUUUCAGGUGCAACAAGGUUUCAGUGGUGGGGGUUACAUGGGACCACAAUCACCUUCGAUGCCUAACGCACAACCGGUUGAUUUAUGCGCUAAAUGCCCAGCUGCAGGUGGAGGCGGUGCAGGGCAACUCUUGGGUCUCAUAACCGGACAACUUGACAUGAGCAAACUCAAUGACUUGUACCUCUCGAUUCAACUACUAAAUACUCAAGCAACCUCAAAUGACUUCAUAAUUGAUCUCAGUGGCGAAUUUAGUCCAAACGCUCAAGGAAGUACGGUAUUACCCAUGACACCAUUCGGAGCUUUCCCCGUCGCAUUCCCACCACAAUAUGACAAUCAUAUGGUCGAAAUCAUUCUUUCUGAUUAUACGAUCAACUCACUUUUAUACUGGUUACAUAGGUGA